GAACUCCUCACUGUUCAUCUGUUCGGUGUUGCUGUGCUAAUAAAGUUUCGCAGAUGACCGUUGACACCAAUAUGUCAGCCUACAUGCCGCUUUCUGUGAAGAUGUCACCGUCAGCCUUGGUGGGCAUAAAGUGCGUUUUUAAAGAGCAGUUUUGUUCUAGAAAGAUUUUAAAAUGCCUAACAGAGCUCUACAGGCGAGGUUACUCGGUGACAGCUGGCCAGGCGGCGACGGCGGUAGAGGUGGAGAGCGGUGUGACCGCCGCCGGGUUCAGCGGUCCUUUGGAUCACUACAGCGGGCUGAUCCGAGCCGGGAGCCUGCGGGAGGACGAGCACCAGAGAGCGGUACUGCAGAAGCUGGACGAGCUGCACAAAACGCUGAGAGGAUACACCAAUAGACCCACAUCCAUCAUGUCGAGGUUUUUCUCCAAACCAAAGCCCCCUAAAGGCUGCUACAUCUUUGGCGAUGUCGGUAAGAGAACUGAAGCCUGA
Poecilia latipinna (sailfin molly) is the source of this 488-nucleotide messenger RNA. RefSeq names its product lactation elevated protein 1-like. Bases 54 to 488 code for a protein of 144 amino acids. The transcript is spliced from 3 exons. The record is from RefSeq and is a predicted model, not a curated record. NCBI's taxonomy places the organism in Eukaryota, Metazoa, Chordata, Actinopteri, Cyprinodontiformes, Poeciliidae.